Messenger RNA from Gadus morhua (Atlantic cod), 3875 nucleotides. It is a transcript of the gene fam219aa, whose product is annotated as family with sequence similarity 219 member Aa. The record is from RefSeq and is a predicted model, not a curated record. The transcript has 6 exons. Bases 179 to 748 code for a protein of 189 amino acids. NCBI's taxonomy places the organism in Eukaryota, Metazoa, Chordata, Actinopteri, Gadiformes, Gadidae.
CCGGAAGUUGGGCGGUGCUGCUGUUGAGCUGUCGAGUCACCUCUGCCAGAUUGGAGGAAAACAAACUGCCUGGUAUAAUGCAAAAUAACGGGAGAUCCUGCAUAUCAAAUCAAAACCAGGGCGUGUAGAAACCUUGUUUAUAAAACCGGUCUAACUUUAUCAGCAGUCCUUCGCGAAAAUGAUGGAAGAAAUUGACCGGUUCCAAGUGCCUCCUGUCAACGGAGAGACGCAGCCUCUGGACCCUGCAGCAUCUUCCACCUCCGAGGCCGACUCUGAUACCAGGGAGGGAGAGACGGUGGCCAUGAACUACAAGCCUUCGCCCCUGCAAGUUCAAAUAGAGAAACAGAGGGAUCUGGCCAGGAAGGGAUCUGUGAAGAAUGGCACGGUGGGAAGUCCUGUGAACCAGCAGCCCAAGAAGAACGCCAGGACAAGACUGGUGGUUCCAAACAAAGGCUACUCGUCCUUAGACCAGAGUCCAGACGAGAAGCCCCUGGUGGCCCUGGACACUGACAGUGACGACGACUUUGACAUGUCCAGAUACUCGUCAUCGGGAUACUCCUCAGCCGAGGUGAGAUGUCUGAGGGACCAGCAGAUCAACCAGGACCUGAACAUCCAGCUGCUGAAGGACGGCUACCGGCUGGACGAGAUCCCCGACGACGAGGACCUGGACCUCAUCCCUCCCAAGGCCGUGAACCCCACCUGCUACUGCUGCCAGUCGGCCCCGUCCACGGCCUGUCAGAUCCAGUAGCAAGCGCCACCCCCCCAGAACCCCCACCCUAUACCCUACCCCCUACACCCUACACCCACCGCCCCCCCCCCACCCAACCACCACCCACCACACACCCACCAUGCUGAAGUCAGUUAACCACCCGGGUGGCGCCAAUGGCCGGGUACUUUGGAGAAGAGGAAGAGCUGGCCUUUGGUGAGAUAGUUAGUGAAGCUUCAAAAGAAAAAGAAUAUAGUCUCAAGAAAAAGGGGUUGAAUUGUAUAUUAGCUCUGAGCUUUCCGAACGCACGCUCCUCCUAUGGUAGGAUCUGUGCGUCUUGCUCUCCCGGGGUGUGUAUUCAGAGAGGACUUUGAAACUGAAAAAUUAUCCUCUUUUGUUUUUGUUUUCCUUCUCUUCGUUUUCCUCCUUUAAUGAACUUUGGAAGGGCAAAGGGGCCAGACAUUGUUGAAAAUAGAAUGAGAAGAUGUGGAAUCAGCCAGACCACUGUGGCAGUGCACCAGACAUUCACUCGGCGCCUAGUGAUGACACGCGUCACGUGUGGUUUUAAAUUGUCUCAGAAGGAAAGGCGGCGGCCAUUGGUGUCGUUUUUUUCCCCCUCCUUUCUUGGUUCACCCUUCCCAUCACUUUGUGUUGUCUUCCUGUUUAUGAAUGAUUAUAGGUAAUGCGUGUGUGUGUGUGUGUGUGUGUGUGAGAGAUUGUACAGGAACUGUAAAAACAACAAUGCUAAUGCUUAUAACUACACCUGUUAAUGGAGUCGUUGAAUCGCCAACAGUUGAGUAACGUAGCUAAAAACAGUCUGCUGUUAUAGUGAGGUCAUAACUACUUAAAUAGCUCCAAUUCUGAGUCGAUUUUAACUAAGUAUUUUACCAAGAACAAAAAAAAACAAGGAAGACGCAUAAGACGGUUUUGCAUGUUGCUCGUGGCGUUGUGUACAGCCCAUGCAGAUGUUUAUCAGCCUCUAGCUACAAGAACAGACUUUAGUGCCAAGUACUUAUGAUAUUGGUCGCACUUUCAUACAUCCAUAUAGUAUUACCUUCACUUUGCUGCAAUAUCCAUAGAUUGAAAAGAGAGAACUUGAUGCUAAUUAGAAUUAAUGGCAGAAUACGCAAGUUCACUUAAUUUAUUCACUUGUCUUUUACUUGGAGGGCAAGGCUUUCAUAAUACUCUAAUACCAAAAUGGAGACAAUUUUUCUUUGGGCAGAGUAUUGGCAAUUUCAAAAUAAGCAAGCGGCUUGGCUAUCUGCUGUUUGCCAGAAUCCAUGUGCGCAGAAGAAAAUUAAAUCUAGCCCAUUUUGUUUGCCUCAUAAUGUCACGAGUUAUGCUGGCUGUCCCCCGAACCCAGAUAACAAAAUGGUGUUAUGUUAGAAGAAAAAAUGGGGCAUGCUAUGUGACCCUCGCAGGAAUGAACUCAGACAUGCAGCUGUCAAUGUAACCCGGAUAUCCUUCUGAAUGAAACUGAAGGAAGGAGAGAGAGAGCAAGAGAUUGUUGUAUUGCUGGUGUCCUUACUGAGAUAGCUACCAACACAGGGCACUUCCCUCUUCAUUUAUUACAUCAUAUCAAAAGUUUACUACUUUCCUUUUGUAUUUUUUAGUAUUUUUGUGUUUGUAUGUUUCCACAUUUGCACAUCACCUUUUUGACCAUGUGUUCCGGUCAACGGAUUCAUAAACAAUGUCCAUUAUCUGUCAGUUAUAAUAAUGGAAAAAAAACUGUACACGUAUGUAGCACCCCAAACCCCAAGGUAUGGUCAAUGCUUAGUUUUCCAGUUGAACUCAUGAAUAACCAUGUAUGAAAGGGACAUGGUUCAGUGUUUUAAAAGACUGGAGGGCAUGCUCGAUGGCAAUGUUUACUGUAAACCGUCAGUUGUCCGCUAUGAUUUCCAAUAGAAGCGUUUAAUAUAUAUAUUUUUUUUGUUGACUACACUGAGACUUUGACAUGCUGGUUGUUUUUAUUUUGUUUUAUGUGCCAUCGCAUUUUUGUUUUGUUGCUGAGUACGCACUGUUGUUUGGAAGUCCCUAAGUAUUCGAUUCCUAAUCAGGUGGAUUGAAACAUCCAAUAGCCGGGUUCUGCUCUCAUUCUAGACAUGGGGAAGUCCUGGCUGGUGGGCCACUGUGACUAGAAAAAUCAUAUUCAUGAUGGAGUAAGUUCAUUUCUUUUCAAUUCGCUGCUCUUAAAAUGUGUUGUGUAUUUGUGUAUAUGGGACCAUUGCUGAUUUCUGUAACCUAGAUCAGAGGACGUGCAUUGGAAUAGAGCGUUUCGAUCCUGGUUUGAUGUGGAAUCAAACCAUAUUAUGGACAUUGUUUAUUUUAACCUUAGUUUUCAAACUGCACUCAUUUCAUAUGGCUAUUAAUUGGAAUGUUACACAUGAGUAUUUAGAAUUUUGGAUAUUUGUCCCCCUCACCAAAAUGCACAAGAAUUCUCCCUCAGAUUUGUUCCACAUCUACACUGUUCCUCUUACAAAGUUUACAAUCCUAAUGUUUUGCCUGGAACAUUGUGUAUGCUUUGACCAGGCAAAACAGUAAAGUUGUUUUGCUUGAUUAUCAAUGUGUUCUGCAUUGGGCACAUUUUACCAGUGGCGUUCUCGUUGAUCAUCACCGCUCAGCAAAGUUUGCCCAUAGGCCUGUACCUACAGGACUCAACAUAGCAGUUAUUCAAAAAAUCUGAUGUUCACAUCUAGGUGCUACCUAUGCUUGUAUGAAUUAACCAACUGCAACUAAAUCCCAAUUUAAUUCAAUGGGAAAGACUACCGUACUACGACAGUACAUCGCAAGGCAGCCUUUAGCUUGGGCAAGCACACUACCGUUCAGGAGCGACCAUCUUGUGUUAUUGUAAUCGUCAUGCCAACUCAAAGAUACACUACUUUCAGCCAUUGGUGUGCAAACUGUGGUGUGGUGUUGCUCACUGUUUACUUAAGUAGCUCCUGCCUUAAGUGAUGCAUUGUAACGGAGGGAUAUUUUAUCAGCAGUCGUACAUGUUUUAUUUAUUUUAAGUAUGGGAAACGAUUCAUUUUAACAUAGAGAUGCUUUUAAUUUGCCAGAUGCUUAUUGUUAUGAUUGUAUAGACAAAUGUGAACUGAUUCCAUUUGGUAUUUAACAGUGUUAAUGUUCGGUGUACUGUAACAUAUCGAAAAAUAAAUAUCAAAUAUCUGGA